AUGGAGGACGAAGUUGCUGCUCUUGUUAUUGAUAAUGGUUCCGGUAUGUGUAAGGCCGGUUUCGCUGGUGACGACGCUCCUCGUGCUGUCUUCCCUUCUAUUGUCGGUCGUCCUCGUCACCAAGGUGUCAUGGUCGGUAUGGGUCAAAAGGACUCUUAUGUUGGUGAUGAAGCCCAAUCUAAGAGAGGUAUCUUGACUCUUCGUUAUCCUAUUGAACACGGUAUUGUUACCAACUGGGACGACAUGGAAAAGAUCUGGCAUCACACUUUCUACAACGAACUUCGUGUUGCUCCCGAGGAACAUCCUGUCCUCUUGACUGAAGCUCCUUUGAACCCCAAGUCUAACCGUGAGAAGAUGACCCAAAUCAUGUUUGAGACCUUCAACGCUCCUGCCUUCUACGUUGCUAUUCAAGCCGUUCUUUCCUUGUACGCCUCUGGUCGUACCACUGGUAUCGUUCUCGAUUCUGGUGAUGGUGUUACCCACACUGUUCCUAUUUAUGAAGGUUAUGCUCUUCCUCACGCUAUCUUGCGUUUGGAUAUGGCUGGUCGUGAUUUGACUGACUACUUGAUGCGUAUCCUUGCUGAGCGUGGUCAUUCCUUCACUACUACUGCUGAACGUGAAAUCGUUCGUGAUAUCAAGGAGAAGCUCUGUUAUGUUGCCCUUGAUUUCGAACAAGAGAUGCAAACUGCUGCUCAAUCCUCUGCUCUCGAGAAGUCUUAUGAACUUCCUGAUGGUCAAGUCAUCACUGUUGGCAACGAACGUUUCCGUGCUCCUGAAGCUCUCUUCCAACCUGCUCUUUUGGGUCUUGAAUCUGCUGGUAUCCACGAGACUACUUACAACUCCAUCAUGAAGUGUGAUGUUGAUAUCCGUAAGGACUUGUACUCUAACAUUGUCAUGUCUGGUGGUACUACUAUGUAUCCUGGUAUUGCUGACCGUAUGCAAAAGGAAAUCACUGCUCUUGCUCCUUCUUCCAUGAAGAUCAAGAUCGUUGCUCCCCCAGAGAGAAAGUACUCCGUCUGGAUUGGUGGUUCCAUCUUGGCCUCUCUCUCUACUUUCCAACAAAUGUGGAUCUCAAAGCAAGAAUACGACGAAUCCGGACCUUCUAUUGUCCACAGAAAGUGCUUCUAA
Messenger RNA from Mucor velutinosus, 1128 nucleotides. RefSeq names its product actin. NCBI's taxonomy places the organism in Eukaryota, Fungi, Mucoromycota, Mucoromycetes, Mucorales, Mucoraceae. The record is from RefSeq and is a predicted model, not a curated record. The coding region runs from base 1 to 1128 and encodes 375 amino acids. The transcript has 5 exons.